AUGCAUUCCGUCGUCAGGACGGCCAAAGCUGGAGGCGCGCCUCUGAGCAAAGCCCUACUUCACGCCUCUGCCACUUCUACAACCGCCUCCUCUUCACACACACCAACAGCGUUGCUGCUGCUGCAGCCCUCCAAGGCUAUGGCAGCACUCUCCUCACGCAAUAGCAGUAGGCCUGUCGCAAAGUUGGCUUCCCAUUACUUUCCUACCGCCACCACUGCUGCUGUUUACAACACCAAGUCGUACUCUACAUCAACAUCAACGGCAGGAGGAUCGGCAACGGUUCAGGAACUGGAGCAAUUGUUGGCAAAGAACGACUACAAGGGCUUUCAGGAGGCUUGCACCCUGGCCACAUCAACUUCAAAAGCAGUAACAGUACCAGUGACCAAGGAGUUGUACCAUUUCUUGCUCAAGACCUUGGGUGAGAGACCUCAGGCUUUCGCAUCUAUCUCAACAACAGCAGGACAAGAAGGGACGGAAGGUGGCUCGGUGGACCCAUUGAAUAGCGCGAUCGGGAUCUUGACAGACAUGAGUCGGGAAGCUAACGUGCUCGGCAAGACCGAAGUCCAGCCUGAUCGGGAAACUUUGCAGUUAGUCCUCCAAGUCGCCGGCGGUGGAUCAGGUGAUUGGGAAUCUGCAAGGAUGCUGGUUGAGGCGGUCCGUCAUGGUCGUUUGCCGGCUGUCCUGUCGUUGGAUCAGUGGGAGUUACCUGAUCUGGAUAUUCCUUUGGAUCAAGUUCUUUGGAAGAGUAUGUUUGAGUGCAUUCAUUCUGCGGCCGCUGGAGCUGGAGCUGGAGCUGAAGUGCAGAGACAGGUGGAUGUGAUGAACUUCUUGAUGGCGGAUCAGUUGGCCAGAUCUCAAGAUGUUCAGAUGGACGAGGAUCUUUGGGGUCAUGUCCUUCAGGCAUAUGGCAAGGCGGGAUCAGCGGCAAAGCUGAACGACUUGUUGCCAAGGCUCCCAGCGAUCGAAAAGACAUCUGGAGGAAGUCUCUACUCCAAUGUCGCAGAGGCAUUGGCCAACUGUGGGUUGACAGGACAGGCGGCGGAGAUCAUGAACACGCUCUCAAAAACCCUCGACACUCUACCCUCGAUCCGACCUUUCACGGCCUUGGCGCGUCAGCAUGCCAAGCGCGGCAACUAUGAGGCGAUCAUUGCGGACGAAAAGUUGUGGGCUACCAAAGGACAGCGGGAUACCACGGCCGAGGAGAACAGAGUGGGAUUGUUGGCAGAUUUGCAGCGGUCGAAUUUGGAGGCGAGCUCGGUUGCGUUGGAUCGAUUGGUCAAGACGAUCUCGAGGACGUGCAAGGAUCGACAGUCGAAUACGCUUCCGGAUCAGGUCCUUAUCGGGAUGGCGGCGCCAACUCAGCUGAACCGUUACCAAUACAGCGAGGCGACGUUCCUCUGGGCCCGGAGUCAGGGUGCCUUUGCGGCGAUUCCUAAGGGCGACUUGACGGCGAAGGAUUAUGACCAGCUGAUGAGGAUCUCGACACGACUCAACCUGUUGUUGCCCAAGAGGUGCUCUCUUCAGGACCAUGCCGUGAGCUUGUUGGCGGAGAUGAAGCAGCAAGGGUUGCAGCCUCUGAAGAGCACGUAUGUGACAUUAAUGGAGACCAUGGCACGGACACGCGAGUUUGGAGCGUCUCGUGAGGAUGGAUCGGUUACGCAGAGAGUGAUGAAGGUCUUUGAGGAGAUGACGGGCCAGGCAGGGUACGCUGCCGAGUCGCCCAGGGAUUUCUUGCCGCUGUUGGAGUCUUGCUUUGGAAUGUACUCACAUUCGCCGUUUGUUGCUGGCCAGUGGAUGUACUCGAACCAGCUCUACCCGGUCUCGAUGGAUGCCCUCAAGACGGUCGAGGACAUGAUGCGCAAGUGUCUGUCAUCGAACGCUUUGUCUGCUACCACCCAGGACGAUAACAACAACAACAAGGAUGUCAGUGUGCAGCAGUACCAUGACCGCGACACUAUUGCCAAUGUGUUGGCAGGAUUGGCUCACGGAGAUCAAGUCGAGGAGAUCUGGGAGCGGUGGGAUGAUUUGGCACUUCAGGGAGUCGAGAGGGAUGCGAUGUUGUACCAGACUGUUAUCGGCGCCUCGCACGGACAGGAGAAGAUGGCGCGGUAUGUUCUUCGCAAUGUCCGGUACGAUAUGUUGAGAGAAGAACCUGCUAUUGCGAUGACGCCCGAGAUUUUUGAGGGGCUGAUGAAUUGCUGUGUUCGUGUUCAGGAUGCCACCUCGGCAAGGAGUCUCAUUUCGCAGUGCACCGCGUCGGGGGAGAUCCAGAAGACUGCAGAGUGGUAUGCGCCCAUGGUCCGAACUUGUCUUAUGGUUGAGGGUAUGGAGGAGGAAGGCGGGUUUUUAUUGGAGGAGAUGCGGAGGAAUGAGAUGGCGAUGGACUCUGAUGGGUCUGGGGCGUUCUUGGAGUUCUUGAUGGGGUACUUUGUCAACAAGCGUGGGGACUAUGCCGCGGGGCAGGAGGUGUUCAAGAGUUACCUCAAGGCUGAGCAAACCAAGGUCGAGAAGCUGGUCGCUGAGUCCAAGGCCCAAAAGGCUAAGGGCAACAACAAGUUCCUCCAUAACAAGGGUGGAAUUGUAGAAGUGUCGGAGAAGGAGCUUGUCUGGCGAUCCGAGAAAUGGUUGAGACCUGUGGAGCACUUGGUGGAGAGGGCGGAUCUUUCGCCUACAACGGCGUCGAUGCUGAACUUGUUGGUGUUGGCGCAGAUCCGGGAACGGGCACAAAUGUUGGAGUUGGAGAAGCGGUCUGGUUUCGGAGCAGGCUCGAAGGAUCGGAUGCGGGAUGCGCAGAUUGUCAUGCAUUACUUGACCGGCGAGACCAAACCGUCAUCCUCGGCAAAACCAACGAUACCCGAUGCCUCCCCCGAGUCGUCACCAUCACCGUCCCUUCUCUACAACUCAAGCACCACGGCCUCAUCCCCUUCGACCUUCCAGACCUCGUCCUCCUCCUCGCCCAUGGCGGCAGACAAAACUGGCCGCCUGUUGUUCAUCAACAAGUAUGUUCUCGGAGAAUACAUCGACACCUGUAUCCGUGACGGAUCUGCAGACCUGUUGGAGGAGGCUGACUGGGCGCUGAACAAGGUCAUGCCCCGUGUUAUUGGACAGCAGCGGAUGGCCAAGGACACGCAGCGGCUGCGACAGGGUCUUGAGAAUGCUCGGAGCCGCGGUGUGUAG
Molecule: messenger RNA, 3177 nt
Organism: Linnemannia hyalina
Lineage: Eukaryota; Fungi; Mortierellomycota; Mortierellomycetes; Mortierellales; Mortierellaceae
Source: the annotation of a GenBank genome assembly